Messenger RNA from Seminavis robusta, 2668 nucleotides. The record is from the annotation of a GenBank genome assembly. NCBI's taxonomy places the organism in Eukaryota, Bacillariophyta, Bacillariophyceae, Naviculales, Naviculaceae.
AGAACAUUUAUUUGCCUCGCUUGACUGUUACUGCUGUCUCGCUAGCUAGCUAGUAGCUGUUGCACUCUCGUUCACUUGACUUUAAAUUCGAUCACUACUAGCUAGUAUACUUACUUGACUAUCAUGAACGGCAACAAUCUCGAGGCAGCUUCCUCUUCAGGAGUAGGUGAUUCCUCGAACAAGAACAACAACAACAACAACAAUAGCAGAGGCGGUCGAAAGUCUCGCAAGACCCAAAAACGUCAGGAUUACAAGGCGGAAAAGCGAAGUGGAGGCUUUACGGUUCCCGAGACACGGCUGCUCCAACAGUACCUGGAAGAGUACCGUCAAGGAGCCCUGGAGGCGUACAAACAAGAACAACAGCAGCAAGGAGACAACAACAAGAAAAAGAUUUCUUGCCAUGAAAACCUCCAAGAAAUUUCGAUUGCUGGAAUUUCCUUUCCAUCGCUUUCCCACUCUAUUCUAUCCAGUUCUUACCUGAAACUUCCCAGUGCACUCUCGGCCCAACAACGAAGAACCAUUCACAAUGCGUGUGCCGACAUGGGACUCUACCACUGCGCCAUUGGGACGGGGUCGACUCGCUGUUUGGUCAUUUCCAUUUAUUGCGACGUCUUUUCCUCCCUUCCAGGAUUUGCCUGGCCUUCUGCCGUCUACCAACAACACAACUAUCGACCCUGGAUUUGCACUUCUACUACUAGCGUUCAUGCACACACGCGACGCAUGAAGGAACAAAUCCAACAACUCAUUGAUCAACCCUCCACGUGUUUGCGCGACACGGACGAUUAUGAUUUCAAGUUGGAUCCCCACCAGAAUCUCGCAUCGGUACCACCUCCUCACUCGACCGAUGCCAAUUGGCAACUCGUCGAUACUCCCGACGCCAUGUUACAGUGUGCCCAAGAAUUGACGCAUGCCACGGAAAUUGCCUUUGAUGUCGAAGCCUUUAAUCCCAAUCAAUAUACGCAACGAACGUGUCUCCUCCAACUCACGUCUACUUUUGGAACACAAUACAUUAUCGAUCCAUUGGCACCGGGUGUCUGGGAUACAGUGGGACCAAGUUUGGCACCUCUGUUUGCCAAUCCACACAUUGUCAAGAUUGGACAUGCCAUGGGAGGACUCGAUGUCCGUUGUCUCUACCGCGAUUUUGGAAUUGCCAUUGUCAAUGCCUUUGAUACCUACGAAGCCGCUCGUGUCCUCCAGUUACCGUCGCAUGGAUUGGCGGCGGUUUGUCAAUACUACGGAUUGACCACUUACGAACAAUACACGCAAUUAAAAGACAUGCACCAGACCAUGGAUUGGAGACAACGACCCCUCUCCGAAUCCAUGAUUCUCUAUGGGCGAUACGAUGUGCACUAUCUGUUGCAGUUGCGACAACUCAUGAUACGAGAUUUGGUUCUGGCAGAUCGCCUGUAUGCCAACUCCUAUGUCGGUGCCAUGCAACACAUACAGGAUAUGGAAGAUCAAAUGUGCUCUGAGGAGUGGGCGCAGUACAAUGAUGAGUAUGAUGAUACUAAUGCUGUCAAUCAUACUGCUGCUACUACUAUUGACUCGUCCUCCACAAACAACAACAAUAAUCAUCAUCAUCUUGCGUUGAACGACGAGGAUGACACAAUCGACAAUGGAGACAGUCCUGAUGACGCAAAAGAAUCAGACAACGUUGCCGGGGACGAUCAUCACAUGCCCAAUCAUCAAAAUAAUGGAGACUCCAACGGCAACAACGCUGCCAUUGUGACGGUCGAGGAACUACGAAUGCAACCCAGCCUCAUGACGGUCCUCACCGAAAGCCAAUAUCGGUGUCGCGGCAUGGCCAAGCAUACCUUUGAAUUCCACGUCAAAAACUCCUUGUUCGUGUCCCUGCUGUGGGGAGGAAAGAAAACCAAAAAGAAGAAACAGCAACGACAACAACUCUCCAGUCCACUUGGACCUCUGACCAACUCCCAGAUUAUCCUCUAUGACAACUUGGUCCGUCUACGGUUGCGAGUGGCAGAUCAAUGCGAAUGUCUUGCUGGGUUUAUCUGUUCGUUGGAAGAACUGGCAUUGAUUGCUGCCGGACGUCCCACGUGCAUUGCGGCACUUCGCGUCAUUGAUUACUUUUUGCCCGAACGAUUGGGUGCCACUACCACGCGACAAGUGUUGCGACUGACACGACAAUCCCUCGAACGAGAACAAGACAAUGUUCGAGCAAAGAGUGUGUUUGACAACCAUGCCAUUCCCAGAAACAAGCCUUUAACGACGAAACGAAAAUUACUAGUGGGAUCUGUGGUGGUGGGCAGUAUAGGCGUUGUCGUGUCCAUGGUGCUGGCACGCAGGAAGCAGCGAUAACAAAGCCCGUAUUGCUUGGAUGCACCGUUUUAUUAAGGAACUGAACGUGCACCGUAUGUAGCCACCGGUAGCAAGUCCUGGCUAACCAACCUUCAUAAGAAUGUAAGAAUGGCGCUUGCUUCCGAAGACAGCUAGCUAGAACAUUCCGCACUCUUGCAAGUUCCAACGGCACGAAAAGAUAGUACUGGUACCGGCGUCUAUAAGGUUUACUUGUCUCUGGCAAGAAACCUCAGUCCUCGUGCAUAAUUUCAGUACUCUCUCGCCGCAGAGCAAAUAUUCCGGCUUCUGUUGCUACAGCCUUCAAUUGGGCUCCGUUGAAAUCCUCGCAUGAUCGAGCAAGUUCUUCAAA